UGUGACACCAUUCCCUGCUGACAACCCCUUUUGGGGAUCAGGAGCAGCAGCUUCUGUCCCCCCUCAUCCUCAGCCUUUGAUUUAUUACUCUCCCAGAUCUCUCCUUUCUCCCCAAUUUUGCUUAUGCUUGAAAAAUUAGGCCUAAGGCAGUCUUACGAACAAAUGUUUUCUACUCACUGAAAGCAAAAAGAAAGCUUCCUAGAAGGUGGUAAGGGAUCUGGAGAGGAGAACAAGCCUCUCUCCUAGACUUCCUUAAGAUCAGCCAUCAGAGCAAACGCACCUCCCCAAUCCCGCCCCCACACAGGAGGCAGAGUUUUUCUUUUGGGCAAACCUUCUUGGGAGGGGAGGUGGCAAAACCUGUUUGAAGAUGAGUUUACCUUCCUUCCACACCCCCCUCCUUGGAGGCAAUGGAAACAGCAGCCCAGACAGAGAAAGGGGGAAAAGAAGUGUUGGGGAGCUGGGAUGACGACUCCAAGUAUUUCCAAGAGACAGGAAGACUUCUGAAGAUGGGAACCAUGCAAGAGGCAGGAGAAAAGGCACCAGCGCUUCCGGACGGGGAGCAUGCAGAAGCCACAGGACUAGGAGCAGCCAAGAGACUUGGGGAACUGGAGCUGAAGGAGGAAUGGCAGGAUGAAGAAUUCCCCCGAUUGCUUUCUGAGGACACUGACCCUUCUGAAGACCCUACCGAACACUCACAGCCAGGUACGUACCCCAGCACGUUAGCCCUUUGUGGCCAGCGCCCUAUGCGUAAGCGUCUUUCUGCCUCAGAGUUGCAGCUGAAUCUGACCGAAGGACCUGGGGAUAAUGGAACGUCUCCCGCCGACUCUGCACCUUCUUCUCCUGGUGGCAGUUCUGACCUGGCAUUAGAUGAACUGGAGACGCCAUCAGACUCGGAGCAGCUGGACAGUGGACAUGAGUUUGAGUGGGAAGAUGAGCUGCCCCGGGCAGAAAGCCUGAGGGCCAGUGAGGCAGCUGAGAGGCUAGGUCGGGGCUGUAUGUGGGACGUGGCUGGAGAAGAUGGUCAUCACUGGAGGGUGUUCCGAACAGGACAGCGAGAACAGCGAGUGGACAUGACUGUCAUCGAACCCUAUAAGAAAGUCCUAUCUCACGGAGGUUACCAUGGUGAUGGCCUCAAUGCUGUCAUCCUCUUUGCUUCCUGUUACCUACCCAGAAGCAGCAUCCCCAACUACACCUACGUCAUGGAACACUUGUUUAGGUACAUGGUGGGAACCCUGGAGCUGCUGGUAGCUGAACAUUAUCUACUUGUUCACUUUAGCGGAGGCACAUGUAGGGCCCAAGUGCCACCUCUGGGAUGGAUCCGGCAGUGGUACCGUACCCUGGACCGAAGGCUCCGGAAAAACCUGCAAGCCCUGGUGGUUGUCCAUGCUACGUGGUAUGUGAAGGCAUUUCUGGCGCUCCUUCGACCCUUCAUUAGUUCCAAAUUCUCACGAAAAAUCCGGUUCUUGGACAGUCUGGGGGCUCUGGCCCAGCUCAUCUCCCUGGAUCAGCUCCACAUCCCUGAAGCUGUCAGACAGCUGGACCAAGAGCUCUGUGGCCCAGGAAGGAGCUAGCACACGACCGGAUGGAGGGUGAAGAUGUUGAUCCACACCUCAAACAUCAGAGCAGCUUUGUAAAUCAUCUCACCCUCAACCUCCGUGCUGCUGGAUCUUCACAUCUCCAUGGGGUGUCGUUGCCACCCCUGCCAUGACCGGGCCUGCAGCAGGGCUUGGAGGCCUGGCACCUCAAUCUGUUGGGCAUAGUGCAGUGAGGGUAAUAACACAACGCAUUCUGGGAAAGUGUGGAGCUCUGCGUUCGCUGUAGAAACAUGGGCCAAGGAACUCUUCGGAUCUCGUUUUCCUCCUGUAGAGGAAGGGGCUGAGCACUCUUCCACCUUGGCCAUUGGAGUAAC
Molecule: messenger RNA, 1909 nt
Organism: Echinops telfairi (small Madagascar hedgehog)
Lineage: Eukaryota; Metazoa; Chordata; Mammalia; Afrosoricida; Tenrecidae
Gene: BNIPL
Product: BCL2 interacting protein like
Exons: 10
Coding region: 408-1571 (387 amino acids)
Biological process (GO): apoptotic process
Cellular component (GO): cytoplasm
Source: RefSeq, a predicted model, not a curated record